Molecule: messenger RNA, 1752 nt
Organism: Tetranychus urticae (two-spotted spider mite)
Lineage: Eukaryota; Metazoa; Arthropoda; Arachnida; Trombidiformes; Tetranychidae
Product: WD repeat-containing protein 46-like
Biological process (GO): maturation of SSU-rRNA from tricistronic rRNA transcript (SSU-rRNA, 5.8S rRNA, LSU-rRNA)
Cellular component (GO): 90S preribosome; small-subunit processome; nucleolus
Molecular function (GO): protein binding
Source: RefSeq, a predicted model, not a curated record
GCGCUUGGUCACAAUUUACAUGCUUUUUCUCAGCACAUGUUAUUUUUGUAAACAUUGUUUCAAAAAACUCUGGUUGUCACUUAAAUAUAAGUUUAAUUUAUGUUAAUUUGAAAGAAUCUGAAAACACAAAACCAGUCACCAUGAAAAAUCGUUCCUCGAAAAGCAUCAGAAGAAAGGAUGCCUUCAUCAAAAAAACUAAAGAAAGACGGAAAGUAGAACUCGAAGAUGAAAUAGAUUUGUUAUUACCUGGAACAGGUGGUUUCAUUGAACCAGAUGAAAACGAAAAAACCUAUCAAAUAAAUCAAAAAGAAAUCGUUUCCUCUGUGGACAUAACCAGUGCUACUAAAUGUUUUGAAUUAAAAUUAAUACAUGGACCAUAUGUCAUCGAUUAUUUUAGGAAUGGUCGCCAAGUUCUGACUGGCGGUGAAAAGGGUCAUGUUGCGGCCAUGGAUUGGGUGACAAAAAAACUUAUUUGUGAAUUUAAUGUGAUGGAAUCAGUUCAUGCCAUAAAAUGGUUACAUAUGCCCAAUAUUUUUGCUUGUGCCCAGAGAGAUUGGGUUCAUAUUUAUGACGACAAAGGAACUGAAAUUCACUGUUUAAAAAAACUCUAUAAAGUUAACCAAAUGGAAUUUUUGCCUCAUCAUUUUUUAUUGGUCACAGCUUCAGAUCAAGGAUUCCUAUCUUGGACCGAUACAUCAUAUGGAAAAUUGAUUGCUCAGUUUAGACCAAAAAAAGUGAGAAAAAUCAUGAGUAUGGCUCAAAAUUAUACAAACGGUGUAAUUUUGACUGGCCAUUCAAAUGGUGUUGUAAACAUGUGGACUCCAAACAGCCAAGACCCUGCUAUUCAAAUGCUCUGUCAUUCUGGAUCAUUAACAGAUAUUGGUAUCACAUCUGAUGGUACGAGAAUGGUGUCAUUGGGGACAGACAGAAAGAUGAAAUUAUGGGACAUUAGGAUGCUGAAACCAUUGAAAAGUUAUAGUUUAAAAUCCAUAGGUUCAUGUAUUGAUGUAAGUCAGCGAGAUUUGAUUGGCGUUAGCACUGGAAAUAUCGUGCAGAUUUUCAAAGAUUCUUGGAAUACAGAACUAAAGGAGCCUUAUUUGCGUAGCAAAUCCAAUGGAUUGAUAAAAAGUAUAAAAUUUUGCAAUUUUGAAGAUGUAUUGGGCAUCGGCCAUGAAAAUGGUUUCUCAAGCAUUUUGGUUCCAGGAGCAGGGGAACCUAAUUUUGACGCUCUAGAGAGCAAUCCAUUUAUGACGACUUCACAAAGACGAGAAAUGGAGGUUAAAAUGUUGCUAUCAAAAAUACCAUCUGAAUUGAUAAAUGUGGAUCCAGAAAUUUUAGGAAAAGUUAACAUCAAGCAACUGAAAGAAACAAUUGCUUCAAAGAAGAAACUAGGAUAUGUAAAAGUACCUAAAAUUCAAUUUAAAGAAAAAAAGAGCAUGAAGUCAGUCAAAAAAUUCAAAUUGAAGAAACAACUUCGCGAUGAAGCCCAACGAAACCAUAUUAAGGGAAUGCGAAAUGAAAAUAUUGGUGCUAAAGCUAAUUCAAUCAAGAAAAGACCAACCAAUAGAUCAACGUCAUCUCGAACAUCAUCUAAAGGGCUGAAAGUUGUUAAUAAAUUUUUUGUGCAAAAGGGUUUAAAAAAGGCUAAGAAAAGUAAACCUAAAGAAAUUAACAUAGAUUUUUCUAAUGUUUUGGAUCGAUUUAAACCAAAAACGAAAUGAAAUAAAAGGAAUUAAUUUAUAAAUUAUUUUU